GAGUGGCUUGGAGAAGGGGCAAAUUACCAUGGCAGGGAGGCUUGGACACCACGCUUCGUUUCAAAAAUCCCAUCCCUUAAUAAAAACCCUCCCCCGCCCUUCCAAUCCUCGCCAAUCAAAUUUACAGCAAAUCAGGGUUUUGCUACUCUGAUAUUGCUCUCCAGAAACUACUCUCGAUCAAAUUAGGGUUUUGCCACUGAUCUUGCUCCUUAGAAACUACUGAAAUUAGGGUUGUGUCACUGAUCUUGCUCUGUAGAAACUACUUCUGAUCAAUUAAAUUAGGGUUUCUUUUUGAGCUCGUGUUCUAAGAGAUCACAGAAGGUAAAUCCACAUAGAUCACAGAAGGAUCCCUUCUCUAGAGAGAGAGAGAAAUGGGGAUAAUCAGGAGCAGCUUCUCAUUCCUUAUGGGCACCGUAUGUGGUGUGUAUAUCGCUCAGAACUACAAUGUUCCAAACAUCAAGAAACUCAUGUGUGAAGGACUUAGCACGGCAAAGGAUAUCGAACAGACUCACAGGAAGCCCAAGAACAGAGAUGAUGAUUAGUCUUUCAAUAAAAUUUAUUUAUCCGAAAUUAGCUUCAAUUGAAUCCUUUUUUAUUUUUCAUAGAUUGUGAUUAUUUUGUUUAAUAAUCAAUUCAUAUAUGAAGUAGAUUUUGAUUACUCUGGGAUAGUUGUGAUGAUACUUCGAAAUUUAAUUUUACA
This is a messenger RNA of Amborella trichopoda, 700 nucleotides long. RefSeq lists its product as uncharacterized. Lineage: Eukaryota; Viridiplantae; Streptophyta; Magnoliopsida; Amborellales; Amborellaceae. The record is from RefSeq and is a predicted model, not a curated record.